UAUGCCGCUAAGGCGCAUAUUGGUCUGUUUUCUGUCGACUGUUGUUGUUCUCGUCGAAAUAGUGAAAGUAAUCCAAACAAAUAAGUAACUCCUCGAAAAUAUUGCAUAAAGGAUAAGCGCAGACAUGGCGACGGAGGCACCGAGCUCUGUUGAUGUUACGGAGUAUCAGUUCAAAUUGCAUGAUAAGGUGCAGGUGUUCGGGACCGCGGAAGAGUUGAAAAGCAAUGUGAACCUGUUGGCAACGGCCAGUCCCUUCGGAUUGAUAUUUCUGGGCAACCAGUAUAAGCCAGAGCUUAAAGUUAUCCAGCUGCAACAAUUUGUCAACGCCAAGGACACUGGAGAGCAAGUCCUCGCUCGCGUCGUAACGUUGCAGGGCACAUCGCACAGUAUUGCAGUUAGUUGUGAUGGGAAUCUGCUUGCUGUGAAUUAUUCUCAGAAAGGAGUUGCCUUGCUGGCCAUCUACGACGUACAAUCCUUUCUGUCUGCCAAUGCCACGAUUAAACAAACCAUUCGGAUAUCAGCCGACGACAAUGUCCGAGCAAAUCAAAUAUUAUGGAAUCCUGUGAUAGCAUCAACAUUUGCGUUGGUUAUGAGCGACGGCUCUCUCUCCGCGUAUAAUCUGAAGGAAAGCGCCUUUGAAUUCCAUUCAAUUGACAAACAAGAACAGGUCAAAUGUGCAUGUUGGAGCCCUAAGGGGAAGCAAAUCGUUGCUGGAUUCCCAAAAGGAAAGUUGGUGCAGUAUAAACCUGACUUGAAGCCGGCGAGGACUAUCGUGUGCCCUCCAAAUAUACAUGGGGAGCCAUUCAAUACAAUUGCGAUUCAGUGGCUCUCGACGUAUCAGUUUGCUGUGGUGUUCCUACAGGAGGGAGAAGAUAUGUCACCAUCUCUGUACAUUGUCAAUGCUCCCAAAGCUGGUCCGCCAGCAUACAUCAAUUAUUACGACGUUUGCUACAGCGCUUCUGGGCCCCGUGAUGCACAAAUAUUCUUGACGUAUGUUCAACAAUGGAACAUUUUGUUGGUAGCUAGUUCUAAUAGCAUGGAAGUCGGCGUACUAGGCACCACUGAAUCAGGAGAAACACCUACUUGGAAGCAAUAUAUAACGUUGGAUGAAGCCAGAAUUGAAUUACCCCUUACGAGUGAAAAACAGGAAACGUAUCCAGUAGGAUUUGCAUUUGAGACCGGAAGUACACAUCAGCUAGUGAUAGCUGAGAAACCAUUCCCAGUGAUGCCUAUGAUCCACAUACUUUCUACACAUGGGCAGUUGGUUUCGUUCAACUUUCUUAACUUUUCCCAAAAUGCUCCUGGCUUGUGUUCACCGCCACGACCCAUUUCAAACAAUGCUGCAUUAAGCCAGUUCCGACCAAUUAACACAACUGCUGGUGCUGCUACUCAGCUCGCGCCGACGUCUGAUGUCGCAUCACAACAGCCACAGCCCGUUACUUCGGAGGUAUCCUUUGCUCUUCCCAGCGGAGCUACAUCCACUCCUGCACAAGACAGGAAAUCCAAACCAGCAUUCGGCGAUGUUGGAACUACUGGUAAUUUAUUUGGAAAUUUGUCAAAUUCGGGAACUACUCUUCUCUUCGGAAAUGCACAAGCAGCGAAACCUGGUGGAGGAACUGGAAUUGCAUUCGGUGGGCAACGACCAGCAGUAACCACUGCUAGUGUUUCGCAACCAAUAUUUGGAAGCGGUCAAUUACUAGGACAAAAACCUGCUUCUGCACCUCAGUUCGGAGGAUUUGGGAUUGCGACUUUGGGGCAAAGUAUUGGCGCAAAUAUAAAUGAGUCCCAAAAAGCUUUGCCAUUCGGUGUAAAUAAAGAAGCAUCAAAGACGCAAGAUUUUUCUAAAACUACAGCCACUAGAACUCAAGAUGAAACUCAAAACAAGUUAAAUAUCGCUAGUGCAGACAAAAAUAAGCCAUUGUAUACAGUUCCGUCGAACUUCUCUACUGCACAGCAAAAAUCGAGCACAGGCAAAGAGACCACGGGGCAAGGUUCAAUUACUAAUUUAACUGCUUCAGGAGAUGAUGAUGCUCUGAAAGAAUUGACGAAGACUUAUAUUCAACAGUUCGAAGCAGACUUGAAGGAUUUGUCAAAGAGAUCAAAAGAUAUAGAUAUAACUAUUGGUAACAUGGAAGAAUCGAAAGAGGUCGUUAAACAGCUUAAUGAGUUGGAAGAACUCAGCAAUCAAGCCGUGGAAAGCACUGAGUCACUCGCAGCAGAUAUUCAAGGUUUGCGGAACUCACUAAAUGAGUGCUUUGUGAUGAUAGCGGAGACAAAAAGCAAAUUGAACAUGUACCAAAAUCCAGAGUUGCCAGAGCUUGCUACCCUCUCCAACUCAAAUCAGACUAACCGACGUCAACUUAUCAAGUUAAAAAGUCUUUUAGCAACGAAUGAGGCUCAGCUGCAGAUUGUCAACCAACAAAUCGAUGCCCAGUGGUCAAACUAUCAAGAUAUGUAUAAGAAGUCGAAAACUAAAAUGAGAACACCCAGUCUGGAGGGGGUGUAUCAAACACUACUUAAGCAAAAAGAUAUCUUAGCACGGGAGCGUCUCAAAAUAAAUUACAUUAAAUCACGUCUGGGCGUAAAGGGUACAAUUGAUCAGAGUGCAAUGAAGAAAAAUGAUGUUACAAUUGAAUCGUUAGCUGAUUCCAUUCUAUCCAUGAGUCUCAGCGAACAAGUGAAGGCAGAUCGUGCAAAUUUCACUGAAGAUAAGAUGAAAAAUUUACGAAACAUCUUGCAAAACCGUAAAAUUGUUGAGAUCAAACCUCAGAGACCUGAAAGAAUUGGCGUGAAUUCAGAGGUAGUACGGGAAAUGCGGAUAAAAAUGGAGAAAACAAGUAUUCGAGACGGGGCCUCGACUAAACCCGAAAAGAUGGAGAAGCAGCGAAUCCGACAUGAAGCAAUGCAAACUAUUGCCAAACCGACGCCGACAAAACCAACUACCGCUCAAGCCUAUGCUGCCUACAUGCAACAGCAAAAGGCACAAGAAAAACAACAACCGGUACAAAUCAAACCUGUAUCGGCGAGCGGUUCUGUAAUUGGUUUUAAUUCAAAUAUUGUGAAGCCUACAGCGACAACUCCACAUAACAAAGAAUCUGGUUUCACCCCAAUGUCUGCGCCACCAGGCGGUGGAAUAUCUUUUGGGGUACCGGUUGCCCUUCAAAAAACACCAUCAUCGACGCAAGUGUCUCCAUUCGGCGGAAGCGUGAUCACGAAACCUACACCUUCGUUGCCGUUUGGAAGUGGUCAAACUACGAUUACAUCAAAGCCAGCAUUCGGUAAUAGUCAAACGUCGUCUACUUCGCAAUCAGCAUUUGGUACUAGCCAGAUAACCAUUACUCCCCAACCAACCUUUGGUGCAAAAGAUGAAAAAGGACUCGCAAAACCAGUGCCCGCAUUGUCGGCUUUUCUUCAGUCUGAAAAUUCUGCUAAACCUACUACGCCGAGUCUAUCAUUUACCCCUAAACCUUCACAACAAGAUAAGCCUUCUAUAGGUUUUACAGGGUUUACGGCACCGAAUGAAACAAAAACUCCUGCCUUCGUCCCAAAACCGGAAGCAUCUCCUAGCGUCUCUGUAGAGUCAACUUCAUCAAAGCCUCAAACUGUGGAGAUUGAGGAAGUGAAAACUGAUACGAAGGCAGAAGAGAAGACAGAAGAGAAGCCCACUGGUCCAUUUGCCACAGUUAGUCUGGCUCAAUCAGUGGGAUUUGGAACAGGGUUUUCUUUUGGUGCAGCUUCGGGAGGUAAUAUUUUUGGAGGUAAAAGUGGUAUUGCUAAGCCAGUGCCAAGUAUUUUUGGAGCACCUGUACAAUCGGCUUCGUCAACUCAACCAACGUCGACCCCCACUGCACCAACUUUGGUUCCAAAGACUUCCGCGAAUUUUCCUCCGGUCUCAUCUGAACUCAUUCAAUCAACUGCAAGCCCUGUGGCAACAACUUCGGCAAGCCUGCCUUCAUUUUCAUUUGUGAGCAAGCCAGUAGCAGAAACUUCAACUCAACCUACAUCUGGUCCUACGGCAUUCUCUUUUGUUGCCAAAACUGAAACAGCGCCAAGUGCCCCGACGGUCACCACAACCACAACAACAGUUCCAACUUUACCAGCAGAGACUUCGAUUACUCCUUUGACAACUUCGAGUGGGACGGGUUUCAGUUUAAAUUUUGGUACGACGACUGCACCUUCGGCAGCAUCAGCUUUCAGUUUUACGUCACUUGCAAAGAGUAUAUCUGCUUCUUCAACAACAACUGCUGCUACAACACCUGUUUCAACCGCAACCAUCACUGCAGCUGAUUCAACAGAUUCACUUUUCGGUAAUCUGAACAUUUGCAAACCAACAUCUCAAGAGACAACUACAACAGUUAAUGCACCUCAAGCCUAUCCAGGAUCAAUAUUUAGUGCAAGUGCUUUUGCAAAUGCAGCAUCAGCAUCGGACACGAAGCCAUUAUUUGGUACAACAACUGUAAGUUCAACACCUUCGGUGCCGUUGAGUUUCACAGCUGCUGCGCCAGUAACAUCAGCAACUAGCUCAGCACCAGCAGCACCUGUCAAUUUAACAACCACUCCAAGUUCGACUUCAUCGGUGCCGCUUAAUUUAACGACUCCACCUGCUACAACAUCUGCGACAUUUGGCGCAUCGGUUGAUAAACAAACUGUAAAACCUGUAAGUACUGAUACAGCAUCAGUAACUGCCAGCACAGGGGCGCCGACGCCGUUUGGUUCUUCAGCUGCCACUACCUCGGCAUUCACAGCUCCACCCGCAACAGCAACAAACACUUCCGGGUCUGGAUUUGGGUCCACAGCAGCAUCGUCAUUCAGCUUUGCGGCCGCUAGCACUUUCGGAGGCGGCAUUCCGAAACCGGAUCAGUCAGUUUUUGGUGGUGGGAAUGCUACAAGCAAUGCAACUGCACAACCCUUUGGCGGUGGGACGAUUACAAGCAAUACACCUACACAGCCGUUCGGUGGUGCAACCCAAGCAUCACCGUUUGGUGGCUCACCCACCGCUCAGCCAUCUUCAGGCGGAAAUUUAUUUGGAUCUUCCAGUGGGUUCGGGAUACAAUCAAAUACUGGAGGAUCUGUGUUUGGGGGUAGCGCUCCUGCUCAACAAACCAAUGUUUUCGGAGCAGCUUCUAGCAAUACAUCUAUAUUUGGUGGACAAAAAUCCGAGUCGACCAAUGUAUUUGGAACUCCAGCUCAACCAGCACAAAGCACUGUCAGUGGUUUCUUUGGGCAAUCAUCUUUCGGCACAGAAAGUAACCAACCAUCUGGAUCAAUAUUCGGGGGAGGUGCUGCAAGCCCGGUCCAACCGGGCGCCUUCUCCUCAGCUCCAGUUUUCGGACAAUCACCAUUUGGUGGCACACAGCAGCAGCAGCAACAGCAACAACCAAACUCUCCUUUCGGAGGAACUGCUCAAGCAUUUGGUGGAGGUAGUUUUGGCGGUACUUCUGCUUUUGGUCAGUCUCCUGGUUUCGGAGCAUCAUCGCCGGGUGGAUCAUUCGCGCAAGCCGGACAGCCAUCAGUGGCACAAUCGGGUUUCGGAUCUCCAGGAGGUUUCUCACAACCAACAUUCGGAGGACCACCAACUUUCGGUGGAUCGCCAACUUUCGGAACGUCCCCAACAUUCGGUGGUGCACCUGGAUUUGGUGCUCAGAAAACUAUUUUUGGUCAGAGCACUGGAAGCUUCUCGCCACCUACGCAGAAAAAUAAUCUUUUUGAAGCAUUAGGUUCCUCAGAUUCUCCUUUGUCGUUUGGAAAUUUAGCACAAAAUGCGAAUAGUGCUUCGAAUGCUAAACAGCAGUUUGGAGGAUCAUCGUUUUCAACGUGGCGUUAAGUAACAACGUUUGCAAUUUAAUUGCAUAUUUUGAAUCUACUUCUAUAAUUUUAUUUGAUCAUUAUAUAUAGAACUGGAAAAUAAAGUUUUUGAUUAUUUCAA
Molecule: messenger RNA, 5926 nt
Organism: Hermetia illucens (black soldier fly)
Lineage: Eukaryota; Metazoa; Arthropoda; Insecta; Diptera; Stratiomyidae
Gene: Nup214
Product: nuclear pore complex protein Nup214
Exons: 14
Coding region: 125-5824 (1899 amino acids)
Biological process (GO): RNA export from nucleus; protein import into nucleus
Cellular component (GO): nuclear pore
Molecular function (GO): protein binding; structural constituent of nuclear pore
Source: RefSeq, a predicted model, not a curated record